AUGUCAAACUUCAACAACACGUCCGCUCCCGUCCCCGGCGCCACCGGCUACAACGACCCCGCCGGCACCCACGGACCUCACCACUCCCGCAUCGGCAACGCCAUCGAUCCCCGCGUCGACUCGGACCGCGACGGUCGCGCCGCCACCAACUCUUCCGUGCCCGCGACCGGCUACGAGAACCAGAAUUCGCGAUAUGAGAACCAGCCCGUUGGCAACCGUGGCGUGACGGGCUACGAUGAUCCCACUGGCACUCAUGGACCCCAUGCCACGAGGGCUGGCAACGUCGCGGAUCCGCGCAUCGAUUCUGACCGCGACGGUCGCGCGACAGCCGACACAUCUAUUCCUGCGACGGGAAUCAGGGGCCCGAACACACAGAGUGUGUCGGGGGGGGACCACUACGACGCAUGGACCGGCCGCAUCAGCCAUGGCCCGACGAGCGCUGCCGCUGGCACCACUGCGGGAACCACUGCCGGCACGCACGCCACGGUGGACGACGGCCACAAGCAGGGGGGUCUCAAGGAGAGCGUCAAGGGUGUGAUUGCCCAAGGUCACGGCAUGGGCGAAUCGGUCCGCGGCCAUUUUAAUGCUGGUGUCGAUGGACUGCUUGGCGACAAGGAGGGCCAACGCAAGGAUGCUGCCGUUGCGGCCGGCGGCGAGCGCGAGUUUGCGCGCAAAGACUUCGAGCACAAGGGAACGAUGGAUAAGUCGCUGGGACCCGGACCAAACCACUGA
Verticillium alfalfae VaMs.102 is the source of this 732-nucleotide messenger RNA. RefSeq lists its product as hypothetical. Bases 1 to 732 code for a protein of 243 amino acids. The record is from RefSeq and is a predicted model, not a curated record. Lineage: Eukaryota; Fungi; Ascomycota; Sordariomycetes; Glomerellales; Plectosphaerellaceae. The transcript is spliced from 2 exons.